Molecule: messenger RNA, 1578 nt
Organism: Pyricularia pennisetigena
Lineage: Eukaryota; Fungi; Ascomycota; Sordariomycetes; Magnaporthales; Pyriculariaceae
Exons: 1
Coding region: 1-1578 (525 amino acids)
Biological process (GO): aldehyde metabolic process
Cellular component (GO): cytoplasm
Molecular function (GO): aldehyde dehydrogenase (NAD+) activity
Source: RefSeq, a predicted model, not a curated record
AUGACACCCACGGCUACUACAGUGGCCAGCACCACCCCAAUCCAGACAAUUUAUUCCACCCCAGCCGAAGUGGACGAUGCUCAUAGGACACUGCAUGCAACUUUCCGUACUGGCAUCACCAAGGAUUUGGCGUGGCGAAGAUGGCAGCUCAAGCAGCUGUGGUGGUUGAUGGACGAAAACACGGAUCGCAUACUCGACGCUCUGAAGGCAGACCUCAACCGGCACCACUUUGAAAGUUUGUGUACAGACAUCAGGUCUGUAAAAUCCGACAUCAUUUCGCAUUUGAAGAACCUCGAGGACUGGACGUCCACACAGCCCAUCAACACCGGGAUUCCCCUGGGGUCGAGGCUCUUCAAGGCGCGCAUUCGCAAGGAGCCGCUUGGCGUCGCCUUCAUCAUGGGCGCCUGGAACUAUCCAGUGAUGCUUACGCUCCAGCCAGUCGUCUCGGCCAUUGCCGCCGGUUGCUGUGUGCUCCUCAAGCCGUCGGAUCUGAGCGUCCACUCGGAGCGGCUUCUGCAGGAGCUCGUGCCCAAAUAUCUAGACCCACGCGCCAUCCGCGUCGUCACGGGCGGGCCGGCCGAGACGGGCCACAUGCUCGAGAAGCGCUUUAACCACAUCUUCUUCACGGGAUCCACCAAGGUCGGCCGCAUCGUGGCCGCCGCCGCCGCCAAGCACCUGACGCCGGUCGUGCUGGAGCUCGGCGGUCAGGACCCGGCCAUCGUGCACAAGACGGCCGACAUUGACUAUUCGGCGCGGCGCAUCGCCCUCGCAAAGUUCCAAAACGCCGGCCAGGUCUGCCUCUCGGUCAACCACGUCUUUGUCGACCCGGAAGUGGCCGACGAGUUCGUCGAGCGCGUCUCGUACUGGUGCGCCCAGUUCAGCGAGGGUGAGGCCGCGGACCACCUGUGCCGCAUCGUCAACGCGCGCAACUUUGACCGGCUCUGCCGCCUGCUCGACGCCACCUCGGGCAAGGUCGUGCAGGGCGGCCGGCGCGACCCCGAGACCCGCUACGUGCAGCCGACGGUCGUCCGCGACGUCACCCUGGCGGACCCGCUCAUGUCCGAGGAGCUGUUCGGCCCCAUCCUGCCCGUCAUCACGGCGACGCCCGACGAGGCCAUCCGGGCCAUCGGCGACGGCCCGUCGCCGCUGGCGCUGUACAUCUUCGCGCGCGACGACGCCUUUGUCGAGCGCGUGCUCGACCGCACCCUCUCGGGCGGCGUGACGGUCAACAACGUCAUGGUGCACGUCGUCUUCGAGGACGCGCCGUUUGGCGGCGUCGGCGACUCGGGCUACGGCGCCUACCACGGCCGCCACGGCGUCGACAGCUUCGUGCACCGCCGCCCCGUCGUCCAGACCCCGUCCUGGCUCGACAGCCUCGUCGCCUUCACCUACCCGCCUUACACCAUGGACCACGCCGCCAAGCUGCUCGUCAAGAACUCGCUGGGCUUCAAAAAGGGCGAGACCAUGGAGGAUCAGCGCCGCGUCGCCCGCCGCGGCGGCCUCUGGUAUGCCGUCGCCUUGGGUGUGGGCGGCGUCGUGGCGGCCGUCGGUGCUAGGUAUUUGCAGGCUGGCUGGUGA